This is a messenger RNA of Sander lucioperca (pikeperch), 1375 nucleotides long. It is a transcript of the gene imp3, whose product is annotated as IMP U3 small nucleolar ribonucleoprotein 3. Gene Ontology annotation, biological process: rRNA processing. Gene Ontology annotation, cellular component: small-subunit processome; Mpp10 complex; small ribosomal subunit. Gene Ontology annotation, molecular function: rRNA binding; structural constituent of ribosome; snoRNA binding. Bases 128 to 679 code for a protein of 183 amino acids. Lineage: Eukaryota; Metazoa; Chordata; Actinopteri; Perciformes; Percidae. The transcript has 7 exons. The record is from RefSeq and is a predicted model, not a curated record.
CUUCACCUUCGACCUUAAACGGACGCCGAAGAAGAAGAACACGUGUUUCCUGUGUUUCCUCUUCCCCCUGCAUGGACAGAAGUCUGUCUUGUAAAUAAAUUGUAUUCAGCCAGCGAAAGGUUUUAAAAUGGUGCGUAAAUUAAAGCACCAUGAACAGAAGUUGUUGAAGAAGGUGGACUUCAUCAACUGGGAGGUGGACAACAACCUGCACGAGGUCAAAGUGUUGCGGAAGUAUCGCAUCGAAAAGAGGGAGGACUACACCAAGUACAACAAGUUGAGUCGUAACAUCAGAGAUCUCGCCCAGAAAAUCAGAGACCUGGAUGAGAAAGAUGGCUUCAGAGCUCAGAGCACACAUCAACUACUGGAAAAACUGUACAGUAUCGGUCUCAUGCCCACCAAACAGAAUCUGUCCCUCACAGAGAAAGUCACAGCUUCGUCAUUCUGCAGGAGGAGGCUGCCCAGCAUCAUGCUGAAACUCCGUAUGGCUCAGAACCUGAAGACGGCCAUCACCUUCAUCGAACAAGGACAUGUGCGUGUUGGCCCAGACAUCGUCACAGACCCAGCUUUUCUCGUCACAAGAAAUAUGGAAGAUUUUGUUACUUGGGUGGACUCCUCCAAGAUCAAGCAGCAUGUCAUGAAUUAUAAUGAUGAGAGGGACGACUUUGAUCUGGUGGCAUAAGACUGUUUUCUUACAUCCAUUGGUCACCCUGGAGGAUAGGAAAGGGACAGUACUCUGCUCUUGUAACUAUGGCGUGAAUAACUCUACAACCCAGGAGUCAACAGUUUGAAUCUCUUAUCAACUUUGAAAUUGUGGCAAGAAAAUAAGUGCUCUCGCCUUCUUAAUAACAAUAACUAAAGUUUCAUCUGAGCAUGGACAAAGGAACACACUAUCUAUUCUCCUAUACCUUAAUGUUGUUUGUGCUGCAUAAUGUGUUCUUUGUGUGAACGUGAGCUGGCUUCACAGGGUAUGUAUGUGAUCAUGGAAAUGCUGGUGUAGGCCCAGAUGAGACACAGCGCGUUUGUCAACCGUUCUUUUGCUGUGAAGUUAAAUGACGUCUGCCGUUUUUUCCGCUCCGAGUUAGUUUUUUUCAACUCAAGGCGUUCAGGAUGCUCCUGCCGCAACCAAAAAGCUUCACUCUCAUUUAAAACCAUUCAAAAAAAAGCUGCCCCAGGCUGCUUAAACGUCCUCUGUCUUAUCUGGGCCUUAUAAGUGUGUAUAUACCAUGAAGAGGACUAUUGCUGUCUGUUCAUAUUAACAUAACUUGUCAUAAAUACAGUUGUAAAAUAGAAACUAUAGUUCGAUAAAUAUUUAAUAUUUUCAAUAAGACUUUGUUACAAUGUAAACUCUGUCAACAAUAAACAUUCUUUUAUCACA